CAGGUGCUGUGGCUGGACCAAUCAUCUCGAUAACACCCAUUUAAAAAUUGUAUGAUGCGUUCUACACAUUUUUCAUUCCUUCCCCAUGGUGAUGCACACUGGUUCCAGUACUUCUGGACUGGCAAUGGCAGAAGGAAAGGGCCCAAUUCUGCGUGAAAGUGCAGAUAUUUCCCGCCUAAUCACCAGCCAUGCUGUUAACAAUACUGCUGACACAAGCCGGAGUGCUCUUCAUGCCUAUGAGGUGGCGCUGAAAUCGACCCGCGACAAGUGUCAGAAGCAGACAGAGCAGCUGCGCCAGCUGGAUGACGAAACACGCCAGCUGUUGGCUGACAAGAGCGGCCUGCAUGCCGAGAUUGAGCAGCUGCGCGACACCGUCGGUCGGCAGCGCGACAGAGCCGGCCAGCUGCACCGCCAGCUGGCCACCAGCCACCGCGAGUGUAGCGCCCUACGCGAGCAGGUGGCGCUGCAGUCGCGUCAGCUGCUGACGGCCCGCCGCCGGCUGGAGGCGGCAGGCCUGGAGGUCGCUGACCUAGCGCCCGCCUCCAUCGAGCAGGCCAACCGUGGCACGGACGAGCUGCACGUCCAGCUGGCCGUGGUGCCGCCGCGGGACUCGUCGUCUUCCGAGGAUAUCAGCUCGAUGACGGAGGAGGAGAUCGCGCGCCGACUGCUGGAGCUGCAGCGGGCUGGGCGACGCUCUCUGCAGGACUCCUUCGACGACGUGAUGGCCGGGGUCCAGCGUGCAGCGGCUGCCGACCUGGAGCGGGACGGCGGCGCCAUCGGCCGCGAAGAGCGACAACUUGCCGACAAGAUACGCCGCUGCAACCAAGCUCUCCGGGACACCGUGACCACCCUGCUGCGGCUCAAGGAGCGGGGUGCCGCGCUGGCGAUGGCGCCGCACGGCUCGCUGCCGCCGCUGCAGGAGAUCCCCCUGUCGGGCAGCCCGCCGGACCACGUGUACGCACACGUGCUGGACAUGACGGCAGAGGAGGGAUCGAACGGGGACGAGCCGGCCGAGACGCCGAUGCUGCUGGGCCAAUAG
This is a messenger RNA of Pollicipes pollicipes, 1039 nucleotides long. RefSeq lists its product as uncharacterized. The record is from RefSeq and is a predicted model, not a curated record. The transcript is spliced from 7 exons. Bases 86 to 1039 code for a protein of 317 amino acids. NCBI's taxonomy places the organism in Eukaryota, Metazoa, Arthropoda, Thecostraca, Pollicipedomorpha, Pollicipedidae.